This is a messenger RNA of Leguminivora glycinivorella, 504 nucleotides long. Its product is annotated as histone-lysine N-methyltransferase, H3 lysine-36 specific-like. The transcript is spliced from 4 exons. Lineage: Eukaryota; Metazoa; Arthropoda; Insecta; Lepidoptera; Tortricidae. The record is from RefSeq and is a predicted model, not a curated record. Bases 1 to 456 code for a protein of 151 amino acids.
AUGGCGCAAAACGUCACAUGGAGAUCGAAAGAACCCACCGAAGAAGCCACAGAAAGAGGCUGUCACCAUCUCCAAAGUCCUGUCCAGUACCCGGAUCCUGACCACCAGUUCCUUGGUCCCAGCUCAGCUGCGAGACGAGCUGCCCUGCCCGAGCUGCAUGUGGGGGCCCAAACCGGGGUCAGGUACGACGACGUGGUGUGGCACAAGCUCGGCAGCUGCGCGUGGUGGCCGGCGCGCGUGCUCACGCCGGGCGACGCGCCCGCCUGCCUGCUGGCGCGCCGCCACGAGCCCACAGACUACCCGCUGCGCUACUACGGUACGCUGAACCACUCCUGGGCCCGCAGCAGUCAGAUGGUGUUAUUCCUGCCCUCGCACGCCACUCGCACCGGCGACUCGUUGCUCGCACAGGCCUUAAUGGACGCCGCAGAUGACUAUAUCGCCGUCUACCUUACAUAACUUCAUUCUACACGAUACUGGUGUGUUAUACCACCUCUCGCACGCCAC